CUACAGUUUGGCGCCAUUUGCGGGAGAAGGAACUGAGCGGACUGAGUGUAAUGUAGCUAGUUGUAUUUUAUCUGUUUAGUUUUGUAGGAAAGAAAAACGGGCAGUUUUAUUGUGUUCGGUGGUGUUUCUGCUUAUAUUAAUGUGUGUGUAGUGUAGCUCACCCGUGUGUUAGGUGUGUUUCAGUAAGCUGUAGACAGGUAUCUGUUAUUGUUAUGGAAGAGUAACGUUAGUUAGCUAGCCGGUUAGCAGCUGGCUUUGUGUUCGGAUUUCUGUUAUUCGGAACCGGUUCAGUCACUCGGUUUUAGUAACAUGAGUUUGAUAUUAAUGUAAUUAGUGACAGCUCUCAACUGUGGGAGGCACGGACCAUGUGUUAUUGGCGCUCAGGUAUCAUGAUUAACUCUGAUUUAUAACUUGGAUAUCAGCACCCACUAGCUAUGGCUGGCGUUGUCGCAAUGGCAGCUGUUAUUGAGGACUUUGAGGCUACUCAGCCGUGCAAGAAGCUGAGGAAAGAUGAUGAUCUGCCGCCUACGAAGACCAUCACAAACUACUUCAUGCCCUUACCGAAGUCUGUGGAAAAGCCUUUCUCUCCUCCUCGCUCCAACAACAUUAUGGAUUACUUCAGGAAGACUUCACCUGCUCAGGAAAAUAUUGUUUCUUCCCAAAAAUGCAGCCCCCUUCAGUCUGCAAAACCAGUCGGUGGUGAGGAAGCCUCUGCUAAGCUGGGUAGGGCACCAAGGCAGAAACGCUCCAGAAAACAAACAAAGGAGCAAAACAAGCUCCAGGAGGAGGAGGAGGAACAGAAGGAACAGGAAGAUGCGCUCAAUGAUGACUGUAUAUUAUUGGGGAGUUCCAGUGACUCUUUAUUAAAGGAAGGUGGCAACCUCUCCAUGUUUGGCAGUGAUACAGCAGCCCUGCUCUCUCAGAUUAGCGGUGAUAUCUGCUUAGAUGAAGAAUCUCCUAAAAGAAAGAACAACAGGGAGACCUCUGCAAAUGGCGAGAAAGUGAAGGAUGUGUUAUGUAAUCGAAAAAGUAAGAACCCUAGCAUGGAUGGUGACGGCUUAACAAAUGAUGAUGCAUCUCCUGUAGAAGGGAAUGGUAGAACUAUAAAGACUGUGGUACGUAAAAGUAGAAAAGCGAGAGUCAGCCAAAGUGACUCGUGUACUGAGCAUGAUCAGUCUCUUGCUAAUGCCAGCAUGGAUGUCAAUGUGGAUGAGACUUCUGUGCUGAACAGAAGCACUGUUACAGUGUCCUUUGAAGACUUCUUACACAGUCAGAGCCAGGGAGAGGAAGAGGACCCUGCAGAUCCUGAGCCUAACAAACAUGGUGCUGAAAUAUGUAGUGGUGCUAAGUCUUGUGAGUCUAAUGAAGUAGUAAUUGCAGCUCCACAGGUUUCCCCAAGAACCCUUACAGUCCAAGCUGAAGUGCAUCCCAUCUCCCCAAACCAGGAGUCAGCAAAGAGCCCUGAAAUGAAAGUGGCAUCAAUUUUCAGUAGAAAGAAAAAGGAUUGUCAAGCAAAAGAUAGCAAGAUAUCUUCCUCUUCUUCCACCCCUCAAGUAACAGCAGACAUUCUGCCUGACCUUAAGAGGAAAUCCAAUGUUGUUCUUCAAGAAGAAGAUCUGGAGCUGGCAGUAGUUGAAUCCAGCUCCACUCCAAAGUGCACUCAAGAAGAAAGGAAGCUGUUCAUGAAUGCCUUCAAGCAACCAGGUAUGGAUGGAUCUAAAGCUAAAACCAGCAAGGCAUCUGCAAAAACAAAACCAGUGCAGGAAAAAGCAACAGAGAUUGUAGAGAAAGAACCUGAUGAGAAAGCUGAUGAAAGCAAGCCUGAUGAGCAAGCCAGCGCAGAGCAAAACCAGAGUACAGAACCAAAAAGUUCUGGCAGGGUUGGAAAUAAGCGAUCUAAGAAGUCUGGGAAGAAAAAACAGAAUAAAACAUCUGAAGAGGCUCCAGAAUCUACACAAAAGCAAGAGAACCUUCCAGCAUCAGUGGAGAAGGAUACAGAGUGUCCACAGAGUGGCUCUGCUGAUGAUCAGGAAUCGCAACCUCCCAAGGAGGUUAGAAGAUCUUCGAGAGAGAGCACACGCAGACAGGCUGUUCCUUCUGUACCUGAGAGGAAGGCAUCCCCGCGUAGAACAAGGAGCCAGGAGAAGGUGAAGGAGCCUACAGUAUCUCAGGAUGAGCCAGCUCUGCCUUCUACUCCAAAACCCCUUCGAUCCAAGAAGAGUGUUUACAGGGCUGAGAUGCUUUGCCCACCUGACAAAAAAGAAAGCCCUAUCAGAAUGAAAUUCACAAGAGUGUUUCCAUCUUCUGCAACAAAAAUCGGAGAUUUUAAUAUAUCCAGUCCUCUUUCUGCACAGGAUUCAAAUUCACUGAAGAAAAGGAAACAGGCUAAAAAGUUGGUCCAGAAAGCAAAAGCACUUAAACAGAGCAAAAAGACUGCUGCAGUAGAGGAGCCUACUGUGCGCCGAUCCACAAGGACAAAAGAAAUCCCCAAAAUGAGUUAUUGUGAGAGUGAGGAGUCUAUAGUCUUUGUGGAAGAUAAUUUAAGCAACCCUGCUGCACCUACAUCUCAAGAAAGUGGCCAAAAUCAGAAAAGUCUUCGCAGUUUGAAUGAUGUUUUAGGCAAAAACAUGCCUUCAAAGACUUCUAAGAAUGCGCCAGCUUCCAAACUGGCACCCAUGUUUAUGGAUAGAAAAGCUCAGAAACCCACAGCGGUGAUUUCCAUAUUUGAUGAUAGCAGUCGUGACUGCUCAGAAAACUCUCAAGAUGAUGAGCAGUUCAGAGCAAAGAGGGAGUUUCUGAAGAGUGGUCUACCAGAGUCUUUUAAAAAGCAGAUUGCCAAGACAGCAGCUAACAGAGAGGCCUACUCUCAGGCCUGUGCUUCAUUCCAGCCUGUGGUGCAUGUUCAACAGAGACCAAUGGAUUGCUCUAUGUGGACACUCCCAUGGCCUAAAACAUCUUUGCUGAGUGGUCUGAAAGAGUUUUUCCAGCUACCGUUAAUGCCAGAGCUGUCCUCGACGAGCCUUACAGACCACACUGCACCUGCUCAGCGGAUCUGCAGAGAAAAGGUGUCCGGUUGGCAAGAAGACCUGACAGAGGCUGUUAGACAGCAUCUGUUGGAAGAAAUUAGCAAAUCCAAUCCCUCGUUUCCAGUCCAGAGACAUUUUACCCGGUUUCUUAAGAGGCACAAAGACUAUUUGUUACAGGCAGCUGCUGCAGAACCUAAUAGUGUGUCUAAAAAACCUUCUCUUACUGGCGUGACUGAGUCUGUUGGAGGAAAACGUAAACGUGUAGACGAUGGAGAGAAAUCGGGGAAGCUGGCCAAGAAAAAGAAGUCAAAUCAUGCGGAAGAGGAGAUCAUAGUGAUAUCAGAGAACCCUGGCACAGAAAGUGGAGCAACACCAGAGAAUACCGACUCUGCAGCUCCAGGUAGAGGCCGGAGGAGACGAUCUCUGAGACAAAAGCAGGCGGAGGAGGAAACUAAGCACACAGCAACGAACAUACCUAAAAACAGCAAGUCUGACUCUGUAAUCGUACUCGACUCUCCAUCCUCAGAAACCACAGGCACUGAAGAUGGUGUGAGGGAGGAUGUGCUGUGGACUGAGAAGUACCAGCCACAACACUCUAAUGACGUCAUUGGAAAUACUGCUUCUGUCAGAAAGUUGCACAGUUGGUUAAAGGAGUGGAAACUCAGGGCUGAUCGGGAAGAGAGAACGAAACAACAGGAAGCAAAACAAGGCGAUGAUAGUAAUGAUUCUUGGAUGGGUGACAAUAGCGGGUGGCUGGAGGAUGCAGAAGAUCUGCUGUGUAACACACUACUCAUCACAGGGCCGGCUGGUGUAGGCAAGACUGCUGCUGUGUACGCCUGUGCCCAAGAAUUGGGCUUUAAGGUGUUUGAAGUAAACUGCUCCUCUCAGCGAAGUGGUCGUCAGAUCUUGUCUCAGCUGAAGGAGGCCACCCAGUCUCACCAAGUAGACAUCCAGGGUGUCAAUGCUCAUAAGCCCACCUACUUUAACAGUUACAGCAGUAGCAGCACAACUAAAGCUGGCUCUUCACCCAGGAAGGUGAACUCUCCUAGGAGAGUAGUGUCGUCUCCCAGAAAACCACCCCAAUCCCCUCGAGGUGCUGCAAGAAAAGGUGGCUUGGCCCCAACUUCAUUGGCCAAUUUCUUCAAAAUGGGUGGGAGGCCCACAGCCAAAGAUGCUGGAAUUCAAGACAAGAAGGCUCAAACGGCUGAUAAAGCCUCCUCCAAGAAAUCUGCCAAAGUGACUCAAAGUGCGUGCAAGAGUCAGGAGCCUGUCACAAACACUACAACUGAAGAGCAGGGCAAGAGAACUGCCACCUCCCUCAUCCUUUUUGAAGAGGUUGAUGUCAUAUUUGAUGAUGACUCUGGGUUCCUGGCUGCAGUUAAAACCUUUAUGACCACAACAAAGAGACCAGUAAUCCUCACAACCAGUGAUCCGACCUUCAGUACAAUGUUUGAUGGGUGCUUUGAUGAAAUCCAUUUUAAAGCUCCUCCUGUGAUCAAUGUAGCAAGUUACCUGCAGCUGCUGUGUCUGGUGGAAAAUGUAUGGACAGACUCUCAGGACUUGGCGAGUUUGCUGCGCUGGAACAAAUGUGAUGUUCGGCAGAGCCUGCUGCACCUGCAGUUCUGGGCACGCAGUGGAGGAGGACGGCAGACACUGCUUCCUGUCUUACCGUCAGAAACUCCUAAAUGUGUGGUGAAGAAAGAGGCUGUUAAAGUGGAAAAUGUUUCCAGCGAUGGACCACUACAGUCUGUGCCCCCCUGUCAUACAGAAUGCACAGAGUCAUUUUUGGGGCUUCUGAAUGUCCAGCAAGAAAAGAAAGUUGAAGAUUUGCUUAAGAGUGAUCUUUCAGCAGAGCAGAAGAGGAGUUGCUGGGAUCUCCUUUCUGAGACUGAAAGAAGAGGUUUAAAACUGCUUUACUCAAAUUUAGAGAUGCUGCUGCCUUUGCCCAUCUGUCCUUUAUCAGUGCGCCCUCCUCCAACACUGCCAGUAUCCAAUCCAGAGCCUCAGACUGGGCCUGUAGCCAGACAUGGCAGUGUAGCACAACAGGAGGAGUACAUGGAUGAUAGCCCUCUCAAAGUGUCCUCCAGGAUGAGGAGGAAAAAGCAGCUGUGUUUGGAUGAUAGAAAUGUGUUUCAGUCGGACUCUGAGUCAGAAGAUGACUUCCUGUCUCUGCCAAAACCCAGCUGCGACUCUGCUGGAAAUCCAGACACAAAGCAAGGACAGGAUCAGGCAGCUCAGGAGACACCGGCUUCUGAAGCCGCUCCUGUAAGGGUGAGGAGAGUUGAGCUCACUGAAGCUGACAGGAAGAGGAGUAAACCUGUGUCACAGUGCCUGAGCUCUAUAGCUGAAUAUCUGGACCACAUGUCUUUCCUUGAUUCGUCUUUGCACUACCAGCCUCUUCAGACAGAGGGAGCUUGUAGACCACAAGCCUUUGACUGGUCUGGAGCUGAGAUCAAGAGUGGAAUGACUGAUGAGGUUUGUCUGGAGAGUGGAAUCCUUACAAACGUGUUUGACUCUAAAGAUAUCAAUGCUGUGAUAGCAGGUCUGAGUUUUUGGAAGUGUAGGUCUGGCGUUUCUGAAGCCUGGAAAAAGGCCCAGGCGUUGGAGGAAGAGGAGAUCAGGAGGAAAGCUGUGGAGGAGAUGACCCUUCCUGUGCCCUCACACAGGCAGAGUUUCAGCCUUGCUCACAGCGCACCCUGUGAACCCAGGGUAAUGGAGACGAGGAGGGAGGUGGUGAGCACAGUUCUCAACAGCCGGUCAUUAAACACCCUGGGAAACAGAGUGGCAGCAGCAGUGGACUUUCUGCCCUCCCUGCGCACCAUCUGCAGAUCAGAGAGACUAAAGGAGCAAGGCAAGAUCAAACGCAGGUUCAUGCACUACUUGAAUGGCAUUCACCUUGAUCUUCCAAAAAGCACAGUUGAACACCUCGCCUCUGAAUUUCCUUGAAUCACUCAAUCACAAGUUGAGGCAGCCUUUAAUAUGCAUUUGUACAGUAAUAUAAUAUACCAUAAUUAGUGAGGUUUUUAUGUUUUAGCGGACAGUACAUGUCUGUCCCCUGUUUUAUAUCUGACUUGCUAUGCAGAUCCUAUUGUUUUGUACUUUUGUCUUGUAAUAUUUUUAUCAAGUAAUAAAUUUGGGCUUGCAACUUGUCAAAAAACA
Molecule: messenger RNA, 6185 nt
Organism: Astyanax mexicanus (Mexican tetra)
Lineage: Eukaryota; Metazoa; Chordata; Actinopteri; Characiformes; Acestrorhamphidae
Gene: atad5a
Product: ATPase family AAA domain containing 5a
Exons: 23
Coding region: 435-5972 (1845 amino acids)
Cellular component (GO): nucleus
Molecular function (GO): ATP hydrolysis activity; DNA binding; ATP binding
Source: RefSeq, a predicted model, not a curated record